Molecule: messenger RNA, 2016 nt
Organism: Acanthosepion pharaonis
Lineage: Eukaryota; Metazoa; Mollusca; Cephalopoda; Sepiida; Sepiidae
Source: the annotation of a GenBank genome assembly
AUGCCCGACUUCCGGUUUGGUGUCAAGGGAGACCCUCUCUCUCUCUCUCUGUCUCUCUCUUCUGUUCUCUUUUCCUGCAAAGAUUUGACCGUGAAGGAUUCUCGUCUCGACCAUGGGUUGUCAGACAUUAAAAGCAUAUUCACGCAUGCAUUCAUGCUGCCUGAUUGUGAAAAUGAAGAUGAGGUUACUGUCUUUGGCCAACUAUCAGCUCCAAUUCAGGUGACUGUAGAACCAGUUGGCCGUUUCUUUGAGCAGAUCCAAAUCCGUUAUCACCAUAAACAUUCUCAUGAUCAUAUUGAUGGGGAAGAUGCUGAUGAAUCCGAAUCUGGAUCAAGUGAAGAUGAAUUGCCAGAUGACGAAGAUGAGACUCUUUUGUUCAGUUUGGAUCCUCGAGAAUGGAAGAAACAAGACCAUUAUGCCGUUUUGGGCCUGGGAAAACUUCGAAUCAAUGCAACAAGUAAUAUGAUAAAGAAAGCCUAUAAGGCCAAAGUUCUGAAACAUCACCCAGAUAAACGGAGAAAAAUGGGCAAUGUCAUUAAAGAUGAUGAUUACUUUACAUGUAUAUCUAAAGCUUAUGAAAUAUUAGGCAAUCCCGUGAAACGUAGAUCCUAUGACAGUGUUGAUCCGGAAUUUGACAAUGAGAUUCCACCCAACUGUACAAAUUCUAAACAAAAUUUUUUCACAGUUUUUGGACCUGUGUUUGAACGGAAUGCUAGAUGGUCAGUCAAGAAACCAGUUUCCAAAUUAGGAGAUAUGUCAGCAUCGUAUAAGGAAGUUGACCGAUUCUAUUCAUUUUGGUAUGAUUUCGAGACGUGGCGAGAAUUUUCCUAUCUAGAUGAAGAAGAAAAAGAAAAAGGCGAAAACCGUGAAGAGAGACGAUGGAUUGAAAAACAGAACAAAGUUGCCCGACAGAAAAGAAAGAAAGAAGAAAUGGCUAGAAUCCGACAAUUAGUUGAUAAUGCUUAUGCCUGUGAUCCCCGUGUACAAAAAUUUAAGGAGGAAGAGAAAGAGAAGAAACUUGCCCAGAAGAGAGUUCGCCAGGAAGCAGCUCGUGCCAAAGCAGAGGAAGAGGAAAGAAUAAGACAAGAAGCCCUUGAAGAAGAACGAAAGAAGAAGGAAGCAGAAGAAGAGGCAGCUCGAAUUGCCGCUGCUGCAGCAAAGAAAGAAAAAGAUGCUCUGCGGAAAGUUCUCAAGAAAGAGAAAAAAAUUUUAAGGAUGACUGUGAAGGAUGCAGAUUAUUUUUCUUCAAAUGAUAACGAACGACUGAAUCACAUGCAAGAAGUUGAGAAACUUGCAGAAAUGUUGAGUGUUACAAGUUUACAAUCUUUAAACGAAGCUCUCACCUCUGGAGAUAAGGAGCAAGCUAAAAAAGCUUUCCUACAACAGGUGAAGGAAUUAAAAGAAAAAAUGGAAAAGGAAAAAAUGCAACAAUUAGAAGCCCUCCAAAAACAGUCGGUCAGUGAAAGCUCUCAUGUCAGCAAGGAUUGGUCAGAACAGGAAAUGCAAUUCAUGGUCUCUGCCGUCAACCUCUUCCCAGCUGGAACCCGAGAUCGGUGGGAGGUGAUAUCCAAUUUCAUCAUUCAACAUGUUGAAGGCAGCAAGAAAACUGCUCGGGACGUUUUAAAAAAAGCCAAAGAAUUGCAGAAAAAUGAUUUUUAUCUGAAAGAAGAGGCUCAGAAGAAAGCAUUUGAAAAAUUCGAGAAGCAACAUGUAAAGGGAUCAAGUGCUACACCUGCUGAGGGACACAUCAGCCAACGUUAUGAAAGUGUAGGUGAACAGCAGGUACGGGAACAAGGUACCAAUCCAGCCCCCUGGACAUCAGAGGAGCAGAAACUCUUGGAGCAGUCUUUGAAGACCUACCCUGCUGAUGUGGCUGACCGAUGGGACAAAAUAGCUGCCAACAUUCCUUCUCGCAGUAAGAAAGAUUGCAUCAAGAGAUAUAAGGAGCUGGUUGAGAUGGUACGUGCUAAGAAAAUGGCCCAGACUGCAGCAGCAGCCAAAGCAAAGAAAACAUGA